AUGGACGAUUUAUUAAAUUCAAAACACACUACACCAUCAGGGAACCAGGAUGGUGAAAAAGGCGUUAACUCUGGAACAAAAAACCAAACAACAGGUAGUAUGUCAUAUAAUUGGGAAGGUGAACAUGAUCCAUCGGUGAGACGCUCGUCUUUGCCCAGGACGCCGACAAAAAAGGCCAAAAGUACAAUUUCAGCAGGGACCAAAAACCCUUUCGGGGAAAUAACCCUGCCUAUAAGCCUGGAGGUGGAAAAUACGCCAAAAAGCGUAAACACAGAGAGACUGGAGAAAUUCUUUACCCCAAUGGGAAGUUCGGAAAACGUUCAGAAGAACGAUAUAGAGGAGCCAGUUUCAGUUGGAGAGACGGAGGACGAAGAUUGGCAAGACGAAGAGCUAGAGACGAGCGAAAUAUACAAUCUAUCAGGGGUGACACUAGAGGACAUGGAGGACUCGGAACCAGUAUUCCCAGCAAAAUCAAAGGAAACACAUAUACAAGCACAGUCGGAGGAAAAAGGUAGUAACAAAAAAAGGCAAAGAGAACAUAGCGACGAGAAAACGGGAGAACAAGAAAUCGCGGAAAUAAAAGAAUCAAUCGACAGGGUCAUGAAAACGUCCAAAGCCCUUGCUAAACUGGUAGGAAAAAAUACCAGAAUCGAAAUUAAACACGCUAUUUCUAAAUUGAAAAGAGAGGUGGAGAUGGCCAGCUGGACAUUCAAUGCAUGGAAUGACUCAGUAAAAACAAAAAAGAGGGCGAUCACAAACAUAAGUGGGACAAAAAUAUCUACUAAAGAUACAGAUACCCAGGUGAAUCCAGAAACGGCUACAGUUGGAACACAGACAGAAACAGAAGAAUACCAAAGGACGAUCCAGGAUAGAGAAAGUCUGAUUGCCCAAAUAGGAGAUAAGGAAAACAGCCUAGAGGACAUUGAGGGGAUCAUAGACCAAAAAUGGAACAGGGAAGCAUAUAUGAAUACGGCAGUGAUAGAAGGAAAUCCUGAGGUCCCGGAAGAAGACGAAAACUUGGUCGUCAUCUUCGACCCAGAAAGUGAUAAACAAAACCUUAAUAUGGCGGCAAACAGGGAGAUAGGGACAAUCAUAAAAGGAAAGAUGGUGGAAAAAGGCGGCACGGCAUGCCUGAAAAAACAAAAAAAAUUAGAAAUAGAGGGAAGUGACAACGUAAUCGAGGAAAGGUGCAUACUUUUAGUCAAGGGAGACAUCACGGAAGGGGCGGAUAGAGCCUUCUUGAAAUGCUGUCACAAACUAAAGGAAGUGAUGGGUAGAAAGAGCAUCAAGAAAACCAAAAUGGUUAGCGACACCGAAUUUCUUACUGAUAAAUCCAGAAAGAUAGUUGAAAUCGUCUUUGCGGACACAGAAAUUAAAAUAGAUAUGUACGAUAUGGGCAGGAGAAAGCCAAGAACACAAGGAAAAGAGGAGGGAUGGAAGGUCGCAAAAAGGCCACCUAAGAAACAGUACGACACCCAGGCUCUGAUUAUCCAAGCCAAAGGAAAGAGUUAUGCAGACCUCCUUAAGGAAGUACGAGGAAAGAUCAAGCCGGAAGAGGUAGGGGAUGCUGUCAGGGAUCUUAAAAAAACAAGAAAUGGAGAUUUACUGAUUACCCUUAAAAAGGAAAAGGACCUUAACGAAUUUAAAAACAUAAUCACCACCAAGAUCGAAGGAGAUCAGGUCAAAAACGCGGGCGAUAAUAGAGUAGUACUCUAUGUACAAGACUUAGACGCGAUAACGACCAAGGAGGAGGUGUCAGCGGCCAUUAAAGAUAUAGCAGCGGGGGCCGAAGUAGAAAUUAAACAUAUGAGGGAAACGCCAGGGGGAAGACAAACCGCUCUGGUGUUGAUGGAUGAAACGGGGGCCAAAAAAGUGACUGAGCAAGGCAGUGUCAAAAUUGGUUGGACAAGCUGUCGAAUAAGAGAAAAGAUCGUAUUCGAGAAGUGCUACAGGUGCUGGAAACUGGGACACAAAGGCGCAGAGUGCAAGGGGCCUAGCAGGGAUGAUAGAUGCAGGAAAUGUGGCGGAGAAGGGCACAUAAUGAGAAACUGUGAAAACCACGUCCCCUACUGCUGGACAUGCGAGGAGCCGGGGCAUACCAACACAAGAUGCCCCAGGUACCAGAAGGCUCUAAGGGAAGAAAUAAGGAGAGCCAAUUCACAUACCUCAAGAUAA
Molecule: messenger RNA, 2175 nt
Organism: Psylliodes chrysocephalus
Lineage: Eukaryota; Metazoa; Arthropoda; Insecta; Coleoptera; Chrysomelidae
Source: the annotation of a GenBank genome assembly